Messenger RNA from Trichosporon asahii var. asahii CBS 2479, 1014 nucleotides. RefSeq names its product expansin family protein. The coding region runs from base 1 to 1014 and encodes 337 amino acids. The record is from RefSeq and is a predicted model, not a curated record. NCBI's taxonomy places the organism in Eukaryota, Fungi, Basidiomycota, Tremellomycetes, Trichosporonales, Trichosporonaceae. The transcript has a single exon.
AUGUUGACCAAGGUUCUCCUUGCGGCCCUCGCCGCUGUCGGCGCUCAGGCCGGCCCUCACCGCAUGCGCUCGCCCAAGGCGCACAUGGAGGAGCGCGAGCUCCACACGUUCCAGAAGCGCUUCACAGGUACCGCCACGUUCUACUCUGUCGGUGUCGACCUCGGCCACUGUGGUGAGAUGCACUACGACAACGAGUUUGUUGUUGCCCUCAACACUGCCCAGUUCCGCAACCAGGGCUACCCCGGCCCCGACUGCUUCCGUCAGGUGUCGAUCACCAACACCGAGACGGGUAUCACGCAGUCUGCGUCCAUUGUCGACUCGUGCCCGACGUGCUCGUACGGUGACCUCGACCUGUCGCCGUCGCUGUUCGAGGCCCUCGGCGCGCCCCACUCGAAGGGUGUGUUCCAGAUCAGCUGGAACUUUGGCGGUGGCGGCGGCGGUGGUGAGGACCCCAAGCCGACGAGCAAGGAGGAGGAGAAGCCCAAGCCCACGAGCACCUGGACUCCCGAGCCUGAGACGAGCACGUGGACGCCUCCCCCCGAGCCGUCGACGAGCACCUGGACCCCUCCGCCCGAGACGUCGACUUCGACGUGGUCCCCUCCUCCUGCGCCUUCGUCGAGCUCGCAGUCGCCCUCCCCCUCUCCCUCGCCUUCGAGCUCUUCCGCGUCCAGCAGCAACUCGCCCUCGCCCUCUUCCAGCGCCUCGUCCUCGGCGGCUCCUAGCAGCAGCUCGUCGAGCCUGUCGUCGAGCGCCAGCUCGUCGGCCUCGGCCCUCCCCUCCGGCCUCCUUGCCAACGGCACUCUCCCCGCCGACUCGCCCAUGAACCUCACCUCGUCCAGCACGAGCGCGUCGUCCACCCUGUCCAACUCGACCGUCGCGUCGGCCGCAGCUACCGCCUCGGCCCACGCCAUCAUCACCAACCCCAACGUCGAGGCCGAGGACGGCAACCUUGCCGGUGUCGCGGCGGUUGUGGCCCAACUGGGUCAGAUCAUCAUCACGGCGGCGGGCAAGUAA